CAUCUCCCCUUCUCUCUCACCGCCACGCGGGCCGCACCCACCUAUCCCGACCCGGCGUCGCCACCGCCCGCCGUUGCCGUUUCGGUUUCGGUUUAGUUUAGUGGUACGGAGAAAGUGGUACGGAGGCGAGGGGCAUGGCGGACGCGGUGGCUGUGACGGUGGCGGUGGCGGGGAGGGAUAAGGACAAGGAGGACCGCCGCCGCUGGGCGGCCAGGUGCGGCCUCUCCGUCCUCGGCAUCAUGAGCACCCUCCUCGUCUACGGCGUCCUCCAGGAAAAAAUCAUGAGAGUUCCCUAUGGAGCCGAGAAGGAGUUCUUUAGAUACUCCCUUUUUCUUGUAUUCUGCAACCGUAUCACUACAUCAAUGGUGUCUGCACUGGUGUUACUGGCAAGUAAGAAAUCCUUGGACCCUGUUGCUCCAAUCCACAAUUAUUGUGUUAUCUCUGUAUCAAAUAUACUUACCACAACUUGCCAGUAUGAGGCACUCAAGUAUGUGAGUUUCCCUGUCCAAACGCUUGCCAAAUGUGCGAAGAUGAUACCUGUCAUGAUUUGGGGCACAAUAAUAAUGAGAAAGAAGUACGGUGGAAAAGAUUACUUCUUUGCAGUCAUUGUAACUCUGGGUUGCUCUUUGUUCAUUCUAUACCCGAUACAGGCUUCGAUGGAUGUCAGUCCAUUCAAUAAAGGCAGAGAAAGCACUGUUUGGGGUGUUUCACUCAUGCUUGGUUAUCUUGGAUUUGAUGGGUUCACAAGCACGUUCCAAGAUAAACUCUUUAAAGGGUAUGACAUGGAAAUACACAACCAGAUAUUCUACACGACAAUGUGCUCUUGUCUUCUAAGUUUAACCGGACUUAUUCUCCAGAAUCAUCUGAUUCCAGCUGUAGACUUUAUGUUUCGUCAUCCAGAUUGCUUCUCUGAUGUCGUAAUCCUAUCCAGCGUUGCAACAGCAAGUCAGUUCUUCAUAUCCUACACCAUUCGAACAUUUGGGGCUCUCACAUUUGCUACCAUAAUGACAACUAGACAGUUGGUGAGUAUAUUGCUGUCCUGCGUCUGGUUUGUACAUCCUCUCAGCUGGAUGCAGUGGGUUGGCGCAGCCAUUGUAUUCGGAGCCCUGUACACAAAAAGCUUCUUGAGAAGUAAACCCCAGAGGCCAGCGGCUACAAGCCCGUCACACGGUUCAAGCCCAAGUUCUGCUAACAACAGUUGACCAAAUAACAUAGGAAAAAUCUUGUUCUUUGCCCUGAUGUACCGGAACGUCUUCAUGUCGGAGAUUAAUGACAUCAUGACGAGUGAACUCAACAGAUAGAUUCCAGAACUGAAGGUCUUAGUGUUAGGUUAGCAUCCAAAGACCAAUUUUUCAGGCAGCCCAGCCUGUGUUAAGUGAGUUCGGCUGCCAAUUUUGUAGCUCCGGCCAUUCUCUGUUUACUACACUGUAUCACACCAGUUGCUUAUAACAAACAAUGAAACCUGAUGUACACUGUAUCAAUAAAAGCCAAUACAGCUUGAGAUGUA
Molecule: messenger RNA, 1507 nt
Organism: Phragmites australis (common reed)
Lineage: Eukaryota; Viridiplantae; Streptophyta; Magnoliopsida; Poales; Poaceae
Product: UDP-galactose/UDP-glucose transporter 5-like
Exons: 11
Coding region: 135-1202 (355 amino acids)
Biological process (GO): transmembrane transport
Cellular component (GO): Golgi membrane; endoplasmic reticulum membrane
Molecular function (GO): 3'-phosphoadenosine 5'-phosphosulfate transmembrane transporter activity
Source: RefSeq, a predicted model, not a curated record